GCUUCAAUUUCACAGAUUCCUUUUGAAAUCAAUGCAGGCAUUCUCACUGGAUUUUAACUUAAGAUCACACAUGAAAACACACUCCCAGGAGAACUAUCAUAUCUGCCCGUAUCCAGAAUGUGGAAAGCGAUAUGCACAUGAGUACAAACUUAAAAAUCAUAUUUCAUCUACUCACCAGAAGAACAACACACCAGAUGCACAUGCACAUACACAUGCACCAAAGUAUACCCCGCCUGUGGAGAAGCCAGUGAAGACUCCGAAAUCUUCUUCAGCAGCUUAUGGCUCAUCAUCAUCCGACCGCCCUUAUAGCUGUCCAUACGAAGGUUGUGACAAAUCUUACAUCCAUGAAUACAAGCUGAAUCUUCAUUUAAGGAACAUGCACCCUGGUCAUUUCCCAGAGGAGAAUGCGAGAAAUGUUCAAUCCACUGCUGACAAUGAGAUGGAUGAAGGCAGUGAUCAGGAUGCAUAUGCUGCAAGACGUGGAAACGGAAGAAUUCAGAAACAGAGCAGACCAAAACCAAGCUUAAAGCAGCCACCUUUAAAAGUUGCACGCAAAAGCUCAUCUAGUGCUGCUCAAGUCAAUCUAAGUAUAUCGAAGAAACCUUGGCCGAUUAAAGAAGAGAACUUCAAUGAAGAAGAUAGUGAAGAAACAGAAGAGGAGCGAGAUGAUGUUGGGGAUGGAUGGAGGUAUGGUGAAAACGAUGACGACGAUGAAGAGACUGAAGAAGAUGACUAGGCUUAUAUUUCAUACAUACUCAUAGGUAGUUAAGUAGUAGUAUGUUUUGGGAUAAAUGGUUGUCACUGUCUAGAAAAUGGGAUUGGACUUUGCUUAUUAAUGCCUUUUUGUGUUUUAUGAAAAGCAUGAGGUUUUAGCUGUUUCCUAAA
This is a messenger RNA of Solanum verrucosum, 885 nucleotides long. Its product is annotated as zinc finger transcription factor YY1. Gene Ontology annotation, cellular component: transcription regulator complex; PcG protein complex. Gene Ontology annotation, biological process: regulation of transcription by RNA polymerase II. The record is from RefSeq and is a predicted model, not a curated record. The coding region runs from base 32 to 736 and encodes 234 amino acids. Gene Ontology annotation, molecular function: DNA-binding transcription factor activity, RNA polymerase II-specific; RNA polymerase II cis-regulatory region sequence-specific DNA binding. NCBI's taxonomy places the organism in Eukaryota, Viridiplantae, Streptophyta, Magnoliopsida, Solanales, Solanaceae. The transcript is spliced from 2 exons.